Molecule: messenger RNA, 320 nt
Organism: Cucurbitaria berberidis CBS 394.84
Lineage: Eukaryota; Fungi; Ascomycota; Dothideomycetes; Pleosporales; Cucurbitariaceae
Exons: 1
Coding region: 59-265 (68 amino acids)
Source: RefSeq, a predicted model, not a curated record
CCCGCGUUGGGCACGUCGAUCUGCUCCCAUUGCCGCUGGCGCCAGCCCGGGCGGAUCAAUGGCCACGGGGAACCGAGCGCUUGUCUGGAGAGAGUGCCAGCUGCCGUGGCUAAGGCCAGCGAUCACUGCGCUGUCUAGCACUGAGCUACACAAAGAUCCUCGCCUGGAUGAACAUCAGUUCGUCGCGCCAUCGCCAUCAUCUCUCCGCCACUUUCUGCAUGCCAUCCAGAAAUCUCGCAGCUGGCAGACCCUCCAGCUCGCCUAGCUAGAGGCCCCUCUGGCUGCGAGACAGCGCGCUUGGCGUCAUCAAUCGCCAUCGG